CAACGUGUGUGCGUUAUCAGUUUCCAUUUAUUGCCUUAAAAGCGCUUAAACCUGGGGUAAAUUCUGAAGCUGGAAUGCGAAAAAGGAAGCGAUAAGUAUCAAAGAAGACAUUUCUCUAAAGAUUGGAAAUUGUGGUUGAAUACCGCAAAAUGCUAAACUGUGUUUAUAAUCGUCUCAAGGAAAUUAAAGUAUUGGCCUGAUGUUGGGCAUUUGAUCUGAGGAGGUUGUAUCGAAAAAAUAUCUUCUUUACGGGAUUGUCAUUUGUUUGAAAUGGAGGAAAGUUGCAUCGAACGACAGGAAGAAGAAAUGCAAGCUCUUCAAGCUAUUUACAUGGACGACUUCCAAGAUUUGAGAGAAAAGCCUGAUGAACCUCCAAAGGUUUGUUUGAAGUUGACUCCACUGCAAAGUGUUGUGGCCAAGGAGGUGUAUGCCAGAGUUGAUUUGAUCAUUCAGUACAGAGCAGACUAUCCUAAUCGGAGUCCAAAGCUCUCUCUGUGUAAUGCUGAAGGUAUUUCAGAGGAAGAUUGCAGUACGCUUCAAAAUGAGCUUCGUAAGAUGGCUGCUGAUCUUGUUGGUGAGGUGAUGGUUCUGCAAUUAGCACAUCAUGUUCAAACGUGUCUCCACCAACACAACAAACCGCAGUUAUCAUUUUAUGACAAAAUGAUGGCUGAUAAGCGUAAAGAAGAGGAGAGAAUCCAAGCUGCAGAGCGCCAAAGAUUGCAAAUGGAAAUUGAAGCUAAGAAAGAACGAGAAGAAAAUGAGGAACGAGAGAUAGAAGAAGAGCUACAAAGGAGAGAUGAAGCUAUGAAAGAGAGCAAACGACGGAGAACUGUUGUUAUUCCAGAAAAGAACACUAAGACAGAUCCGGCAGCCCAGAGUGCAAAGACGAAAGAUCCUGACACCAGCCCAACAAAGGAAGUGCCAGUUCAGAGAAAGCAAUCUGGAAAUUCCGUGGCACCCUUGCAAGCUGCCCCCUCGCCCAAAAAGGCAGAGGGAAUGCCUUCUGGAUACAAUGUCAUGAGACGAAGGCGGAGCUCUGAAAGACUGGGUGAUGAAUCCUUCACAGGAACACGAGUGAUCCGCUUCACUAGCAGAGGAGGGCACAUAGUGCAUUGUGGAAAAUGCCUUGGGCAGGGAUCUUCUGGUUCAAAAGUUUAUAGUGGCAUGGACAUCACCAUGGGUGAUCUGGUUGUGAUGUGUGAGUGGAUCUUGUCGUCACUUCAUGCAGGACCUCAGAUGCGACGCACACCGAGUAUCACUGAAAACCAGCAACAAGAUCCACAAACAAGACUCAUGAAACAGGUAUUCAGUAUCGAACAAGAGGCUUUGUCCCUCAUCAACCGCGUCAGUCAUCCAAACCUUACUCAUUAUUUAGCCGUUGAUGUCCAGGAAGAAUCUCCUACAGUCAAAGUCCAGGUUUUGUCAGAAUAUGUUGGUGGCGGCGAUCUCAGUUUGUACCUCAGGAAAGGAGGGCUGCCUGUGGCACAGUUACGAGAAUAUACUCAGCAACUUUUGGAAGCCCUGUGCUAUCUUCACAGCAGGGCUGUGGUCCAUAAGGACUUGAGGUUAUCUAGUUGCCGUCUUGACUCGGACGGAAAUAUACGACUGGCUGACUACAGUGUUGGGAAAAGGCUGUCGGAUCUGUACCAAGUGUAUGGUGGGAAUGUGAAAGAUUCACAGAGUAACGCUGCAGAGGAAAACAACAAAAUAACCUCUCGUUAUGGAAAGAAAGGAGAUGUCUACAGUCUGGGCCUGCUCGUUUUCUCUUUGGCUGUCGGAGAUGUAAUCAUUGGAGACGUGAAAGAAAUACCUGCCUCGUUGCCGCCGGAACUACGAGACUUCCUUUCCAA
Messenger RNA from Stylophora pistillata, 1850 nucleotides. RefSeq names its product eIF-2-alpha kinase GCN2. Gene Ontology annotation, cellular component: nucleus; cytoplasm. Gene Ontology annotation, molecular function: eukaryotic translation initiation factor 2alpha kinase activity; protein binding; ATP binding. The record is from RefSeq and is a predicted model, not a curated record. Lineage: Eukaryota; Metazoa; Cnidaria; Anthozoa; Scleractinia; Pocilloporidae. Gene Ontology annotation, biological process: DNA damage checkpoint signaling; regulation of translational initiation by eIF2 alpha phosphorylation.